CUCCCCCUCCCACUCCCCGCUCCUCUCUCUGUAGCUCGCUCGAGCCUCUCUUCCCCCUCUCGCGCUCAGCCUUCACGAGUUCUCCUCCCGAAACCUGUGCGCGAGGCGGCCACUGAAGCGCGAGGCGAAUUUGGCCCCCCUCUCUCUCUCUCUCUCUCUCUCACUCUCUCUCUCUCUCUCUCCCUCCCUCUCUCACUCUCCAGCUCUCUCUCCCCUUCUUCACUUCAGUCAACAUGGCUACAGUUGUAACCUCGACCAGAUUCACAGACGAAUAUCAGCUGUAUGAGGAACUCGGAAAGGGUGCCUUCUCAAUCGUCCGCCGAUGCGUCAAGAAGUCCACCGGCCAGGAGUAUGCUGCUAAAAUUAUUAACACGAAAAAGCUCUCAGCCAGAGAUCACCAGAAACUGGAGCGGGAGGCAAGAAUCUGUCGUCUGCUGAAACAUCCAAACAUAGUGCGACUCCAUGACAGCAUCUCAGAGGAAGGCUUCCAUUACCUUGUCUUUGACCUUGUCACUGGAGGAGAGCUGUUUGAGGACAUUGUUGCUAGAGAGUAUUACAGCGAGGCAGAUGCCAGCCACUGCAUCAAUCAGAUCCUGGAGAGCGUCAGUCACAUCCACCAGCAUGACAUUGUGCACCGGGACCUCAAGCCAGAGAACCUGCUCCUGGCCAGUAAGAUGAAGGGAGCAGCGGUGAAGCUUGCAGAUUUCGGUCUAGCAAUCGAGGUGCAGGGGGACCAGCAGGCAUGGUUUGGUUUUGCAGGAACUCCAGGAUAUCUGUCCCCAGAGGUGUUGAGAAAGGACCCGUACGGAAAGCCAGUGGACAUAUGGGCAUGUGGUGUGAUCCUGUACAUUUUGCUGGUGGGCUACCCUCCCUUCUGGGACGAGGACCAGCACAAACUGUACCAACAAAUCAAGGCCGGAGCAUAUGACUUUCCUUCUCCAGAGUGGGACACGGUGACCCCUGAGGCCAAGAAUCUGAUCAAUCAGAUGUUAACGAUUAACCCUGCCAAAAGGAUCACUGCCGACCAGGCCCUUAAGCAUCCAUGGGUCUGCCAACGCUCCACUGUGGCUUCCAUGAUGCACCGCCAAGAGACUGUGGAGUGUCUGCGCAAGUUCAACGCCAGGAGGAAACUUAAAGGAGCUAUCCUCACGACGAUGCUGGUGUCCAGGAACUUUUCAGUGGGACGGCAGCAUACCAGCCCUGCCGCUACCACCAGCACGGCCGCAAUGGCACAGGAAGCAUGCAAAACCUUACUAAACAAAAAGUCGGACGGCGUGAAGUCGCAGGGAAACAACAGUAAAAACAGUGUAGUAAGCAGCAGCAGCACCAAAGACAGCAGCAUGUCAUCUUCAGCACCAAUGGAAGCCCAGACAACUGUCGUUCACAACCCAGCUGACGGCACCAAGGGCUCCACAGAGAGCUGUAAUAACGCAGAAGAGGAGGAAAUGAAAGGUAGGAAAGCGGCUGUCUGUGAGUCUUCUAGUUCAGACAGUGCAGUGUUAAGCCAGUGCAGCACCACUGAGGAACAGACCUUGUCUCCUCACUCCCCGCCACCCCUCUCUCGUCCUCUGCAGGAGGCUGCUAGCAGCCCCAGUGUCCCUCAGGCCAGUCCAGCUCAGAGCUCCUGUCCUGAACCAGAGUCCGCUCUGUCGCCCCCAGCAGGCAGCAGCAACAAACUGCAGCAGACUCGUAAACAGGAGAUCAUAAAGAUGACAGAGCAGCUGAUUGAAGCCAUCAACAACGGGGAUUUUGAGGCUUACACGAGAAUCUGUGACCCUGGACUGACUUCUUUUGAGCCAGAGGCUCUUGGAAACCUGGUGGAGGGCAUGGACUUUCACAAGUUCUACUUUGAGAACUUGCUGAGUAAAAACAGCAAGCCAGUGCACACCACCAUCCUCAACCCCCAUGUGCAUCUGAUUGGCGAGGAUGCCGCCUGCAUCGCCUACAUCCGUCUGACGCAGUACAUGGACACCCAGGGCCGGCCGCGCUCCUGCCAGUCGGAGGAGACGCGCGUGUGGCAUCGCCGCGAUGCCAAAUGGCUCAAUGUGCACUUCCACUGCUCAGGAGCACCAGCUGCACCCCUGCAGUGAACGGACAACUCAGGCCCAGCUUUGCCUGAACUCUAAAGCUGUUUGGAGCAUUUAUUCUCCGUGGUCGGAUUGGUGCCUGGAUCCUAGCCGGGAAGAGGCUGCUUGGAAAGUUAAAAAAAAAAUAAAUAAAUGGGGAAAAUACAUUAUAAAUUUAAAAAAAAAAAAAAAAAAGCAUAUUUCAAAAGCCUGACUGAAUGACCGACCACACCGACCAACACCAAUCCAGUCAAACCCUAGGUUAGAUGAGGUUUGGGGCCCGGCUGAUGUCUGGUGCCCCUUCUUACUGAUGGUGCAUGCUUCUGGUGGCGACACAGGGGUGAUGCCGUCUCUCCCGUGCCCUUUAUUUCCCCGUCUUUGUUUUGUCUGCUGUCUGGAAAAGUAUUAAAAUGUUAAAAAAAUAAAAUAUAUGAAAACAUGUACACUUCACACACAUAGUGAGUAUAGAUUGUGGAAAAAUUAGAUUUUUUUUUAAGCGCAGCAGAGCAUCUACUUUAAUAGAAGUUUUGUUUGUUUUACAGUUAACAGAUAUAUGUGGGUGGGGGGUUAUGGGAACGGGAGCAACUAAUAUCUGCUUAAUAUCAGAAUUUAACACAUUUCAUGUGUCAGGUUUGAGCAUCUGCACACAAUGAUUGAAAGGGGGUCUAGGCGUUGUGAUACGUUACUAAAGGGGACCUUUAUUUUUAUUUCAUCUUUUUGUAUUAUUAAGCUGUUGGUUUUUAUCUCUUGAAUGAUGUAUUUUAAAGUAUUUUGUGUUGAAAAGGGAUCAUUUUUAAUCAAAGGGGGUUUUAUUUAAUAAAUGUGUAUAAACAGAUAUUUAUAUAGGAGAAAAGGAGGGAAACAUGGUUUACUUUCAGGGUGUAGGGAGGGUUAAGAGUUCAAGCAUGAGAGUGUGUCUUUUUUUUGUUUUUCAGCGUUGAAGAGGUGUAAAUACAAACACACAUCACCCACUUAAGGUUUCCUGUGCUCCAGCCUUUAGGGUUGAGCCUCUCUUGAGCUUUUUAGACACAACGUCCAGGCCAGCUCGUCCUGAAGAUGCAGGCGGCCUCCAUCUGUCCACCCUGCAGUGUUUGGAAACGAACACCAGGAGGCACCGUCAGUCAAAGUCUAAAGCUCCUCGCAUCUCUGAACUACCUUAUCUUAAAGCACGGACACUCUCUCACUGUCUUUUUAAGUUUUUAGUCUUUAAUCUGUUUUUGUGUAUUUUUGACGUGAAGCAUGAAUUAUUUGAACUGUCUGAUGACACUUAAGACUCGAUGCUGUUGCGUUCACUCCUCUGACAGAGCGAACCUUUCUGCAACUUCAGCUUACGCGCGCCAAAUCCCUUCCCUUCCACCCUACCUCUGCCCCCUCAACUUCCAUCAUUCCUGCCUCUUCACAUCUGUUACUCUUGUGACCUUCACUAACCGGGCCCCAUCAUUGUCUUAGUAGCACCACUCUGUGUGAUGAUGACGUCGUCAGUCUUAUGCCUGUCUCCUGUUCUGAUUGUGUUCUUUAAAAAAAAAAAACUGUGUGUUGUCCGUCUUGGCUUGCUGUACUUCUGUGUGAAGUCCUAAAAAAGCAUGUUAAAAAGGGACUGGACAAAACAAAAAGAGAGGGCUAUGCUGGUUGGAGGGCUGUGGGACCCUAACGCUGAUGGCAAUCAAUGCUUUGGUCCCCUUUGUCACAGUUUCUGUUGUAAAUGUAGUUUUUAGUGUUUUGAUGUUGAUGUUUUUAUCAGUUGUUUUAGCAAGAACUAUGGUUGAAAUGAAUAGAGGUGGGGGACAACCCUUUUUUUACUGUCCCCUCACAUGCUGAUCACACACACCGAAUGCUGAAAUUGUGAGACAAAAACACUUAAUACACUCCUGUGGCUAAUUAUAUUAGAAUUCACAAUCAUAAAAGCACACGAGAUCAUAGAUUCUUCCUUUUAAAAGAGGACAAAACAUAUCUCUCUGUCAGUGGUUGAACUUUCCAGUACUGUCUUUUUUUCCUUGUGUGACUUUGUACCAGUGCAGGUGAGGGCGAGCCUUGCCGUGUGUCCUGUCUCUGUGCUACACUGCUCCAUAGUUAACUCAUGCUUUAAUCUGCUGGUGGUCACCCAAAAAGCUGAAACCAUGACGAUGAUUCAUAUCGUGUCUCUGUACGUACACUGACAGUCGGGCGGAUUUUUAAAAAAAGGCAACUAAAUGUUAAAUCAUGUGAGACCCCCCUGUCCUACUGUAUCACCCACCUGUGCUGUGACAUAUCAGACAUGCCAUGAAAACUGUGCCCCACCCCCAACACACACACGCUUUUUGCACCAUGAUGACGACGCGUUGUAUCAGUACUGAAACUAUGAUGUGAUGUUUUUUUUUUUAUGGAUCUAAAGUAGUUUUGUUUGUGCUGUGGGCUCUGGCCCAGUUGUCUGUCGAUUGCCACUGAUCAUUGUGUAUGUGUGAGUAUGUGUAUGUUUCCACACAGUCAUAGGGAUGUUUAGAAAAAAAGAAGAGGGAAACUGAUCUGAUUUGCAUUUUUGAUAGAUUUGAUAUGAAGCCAAAAUUGAACUUCACAGCAGACAUUUGUACAUGAUGUAGCAGGAAAAAGCACAAAAGAGUAAACAAAGGCUACAUCCGAGUGUGCGUAUGCCUUCUUCAUUGAGUUUGAGCACAUCAGUUAAGUCUGAUACAGAAUGAUCUUUGUUUUAAGUGAAAAAUCUUCCAGUUUUGACUGAGUGUUUAAAAAUAGGCAGCCCUUCACUUUUAGAAUUAGUUGUAUAACAGUGAUUCCCAACCUUUUUGUCUAACGACCCCUUAAAAUGAGGCAACAUCUCCUUAUAGAAGCUCAUCACAUAAGAGAUGUUCUCUUCUAAGAUCUUUUCCCCUGUCCUGUUAAAAGUUACAGCAGUGUGAUACGAUACACAUUCCUUCCACUGGUCACUUCACUGCCAUCAAAGACAAUGAGGAAGACGAUUACUAGCAAGUAAACCUAGAUGUAAACACUGCAGUUUUGGAGAGAAUCAGAUUUAUCUUGUGACCUGAGGUUGGGAACCACAGUUAUGUAGUUAAACCGUAACCAUGCCGUGCUUUUUGAGUCUUCUUUCCCCUCGUCCACCUCAGUAACUUCAGACAUGUUUCUUCAUAGUACUUUUAAAUCGGUCUUAAGCUUCUUCAAAACAUUUCCUGUUUGUUUUAACAUCUAGCCACGCAUGUAGUUCAUUUUUGAAGUAUUGGAAAAAUGAUAUUUAAAUUCAACAGCACCAUCUCUCUCUGCUGCUCUGAAUGAUCCACAGACUUGACUGAAUAUUUCAUGAAUAGAAAGCAUUUCCAGUGAGAACUGUUCAGAAUAACACAGCAUAUGUUUUUGGACCUGAUGCGUUUUGUGUAACUUGCACAUAAAAUCAAAACUAUCCGCGUGGCUAGAUAUCACCGGAGGUGUGAGAAAAAAACUGUUUGUUGUAAUUUGCAUGAACUGAUCAUUUAAGAACAGCACGGUUAAUUUCAUUUU
This is a messenger RNA of Larimichthys crocea (large yellow croaker), 5552 nucleotides long. RefSeq names its product calcium/calmodulin-dependent protein kinase (CaM kinase) II gamma 2 (gene camk2g2). Gene Ontology annotation, molecular function: ATP binding; calmodulin binding; calcium/calmodulin-dependent protein kinase activity. Lineage: Eukaryota; Metazoa; Chordata; Actinopteri; Sciaenidae. The record is from RefSeq and is a predicted model, not a curated record. Gene Ontology annotation, biological process: protein phosphorylation. The coding region runs from base 234 to 2090 and encodes 618 amino acids. The transcript has 23 exons.